GUAGACAGGCAUUCAGACAGAGAGGAGAUGGAAGAGUUUAGCAGCAGGUUGUACUCAGGACCUCUGUCUCAGGCGGCACAGAAGAUCCUGGCUGUUCUGCGGACCCAGAGUCUACAUGAGGCCAGACCCUUCCACAGCGUCUCCUCAAAUCACAGACAAAGGCAGUCAGGGCGUAAGCCAUGGCCCCAGCCCCAGACUUCAUACCAUAACUCCUCCAACCAGUGGCAGAGCUCUCAGACCUCGGCUUACUAUCAGCCGCCCCAGGCCUCCUCCUGUUCCUCCUCCUGCUGGGAUUCAAAUCUCCAAAGAGAGGCUGAAGCCAUUCAUCAGGGCUCGCCGAUUUAUUCCCCGAGAAACUCCAUUGAAGAAUUCAGGCCGUCUUUCACCCUCAGUCUCUCUCCAGAUGUCGACGGUACAGAUGAGAACCAAUCCAAAGCUGGCUGUUUGACAACUUCCCUGACAUCUGACCCCAGAGUGAAGGAUUCUGGGAGGAUGAACUCGGAGGAGAAGAGGCAGAUGCUUGAGGAGGCUGGGAAGGCCAAAGCACUAGUACUUACCUUGGUGUACAGAGAUGGGACAACUCAGUUAGACCCAGAACAGAAAACGACUCCUCCAGUGUGUGGCCUCCUCUUACUGAUGAUGAACAAUCUGAGCUGCAGCUCACCAGAGAACUCGUUUGCACCAAACGACAGUCUGGUUUACCUAAAAUUAGAGCACACACCUGCAUGGGCCCAGCAACACACACACCAGAGCCAGGCGCUCUUUGCGAGAGAUAUGCUGCUACAGGUGCUAUCAAGAUCUCAACUAGUGGUGUGCUAUAAAGCCAAGGAUCUGCUGCGAACAGCUCUGCAGGUUUACAGAGGAGACCUCAGCUGGAAACAAGUGGCAGGCUGUCGUAUCCAGGACCCACAGGUGUCAGGCUGGCUCCUGGAUCCUGCAAAUCCCUCCUCUUGCUACAAUGACCUUCUCAAUAAACACUAUGGUCACAGCUUCUCUUCACCUACUCUACUCGAUGUCUCUCUAUCGGUCUGUCUAUCUCACUCUCAGGUUUCUCAGGUCAUCUCACGUCUCUGUUUGCUUCACUGGCUUAACAUGGAGCUUUGCUCUAAACUGCAGAGCCGGGGGCUGUGGCAGCUGUACUCAGACAUGGAGCUGAAAAUGAUCUCUGUUCUGGCAGCCAUGGAGAGCCAUCGCAUCCAUGUGGACGAAGAAGCUCUCAGGAGGACUUCAGACCUGCUGGGGACUAAGAUGAAGCAGUUGGAGCAGGAUGCCCACCGUGCUGCUGGAGAAAUAUUCUUGGUCACCAGCAGUGCUCAGCUUCGGACAGUCCUGUUUGAGAAGCUGUGCCUCCACGAGCGCUGCGAGAACAAGAAACUUCCCAAGACCGUCAACAAACAGCAGCAGUCAACAUCAGAAGCUGCAUUGCUGCAGCUUCAGGACCUGCACCCUCUGCCAAAGAUUAUUCUAGAGUACAGACAGGUUCACAAAAUCAAGUCCACUUUUGUUGAUGGGAUUCUCUCAUGCAUGAUGAGCAAGAACUACAUUUCCUCUACAUGGCACCAGACCAGUGUGGUGACAGGGAGAAUCUCAGCGAAGCACCCAAACUUCCAGGCCCUGCCGAGACAGCCGCUUCAGAUCAUCAAGAAGCAGCACAUCCAAGGAAAGGAGGAGGAGGUGGUGACUGUUCAUCCUCGGGCAAUGUUCAUUCCUCAGGACGGGUGGACUUUUCUCUCUGCAGAUUUCUGCCAGGUGGAGCUGCGUCUGCUGGCUCACCUCUCCUGUGACCCUGAGCUCCUCCGCGUUUUCACCAACCCCCGGGCUGACGUCUUCGCCAUGCUGGCCUCUCAGUGGAAGGGGGUGAGUGAGGGUGAGGUGACUUCUGAGGACCGGGAACAUGCCAAACGUAUCGUCUACUCUGUCGUGUACGGGGCAGGUCGUGAGCGUCUAUCAGGGAUCCUCGGGGUGAGUGCUGAGCAGGCCACCAGAUUCCAGGACAGCUUCCUCCAGACCUACAGAGAGGUCCAGACCUUCAUCCAGAAGACCAUCCAGCAGUGCCACAAACAAGGUUAUGUGCUUUCCAUCAUGGGUCGGCGACGCACCCUCCCGAACAUUAAUUCUCCAGACUGGGGCAUCCGCAUGCAGGCUGAGAGGCAGGCCGUCAACUUUGUGGUCCAAGGUUCAGCUGCUGAUCUCUGUAAGAUGGCCAUGAUCCGGAUCUUCAACCUGGUCUCCUCCUCCAGCUCGCUCUCUGCCAGGCUGCUAGCCCAGCUGCACGAUGAGCUUCUGUUUGAAGUGGAGGACUCCCAGGUGGAACAGUUUGCAGCUCUGGUGAAGAGCGUCAUGGAGUCCCUGCAGCACAUAGACCAACAUGGAGUACGUCUCAAGGUCCCCCUGAAGGUGGCGGUCUCCAGUGGCAAGUCUUGGGGAUCCAUGUCUGAGCUUAACAUCCCUCCAACAUCUCCCUCUCAGGCUUCCUGACUCAUUCCCUCUUCCCUCGCUUCCUCUUUCCUCCAUCUUUAUCGAACACAAUCUCCCUUUUCUGCUCCUAGCGUUCUCCCUCUGCUCUGUCAGUGUGCUCUCGUCUCUUUCCGUUCCAUUUCUCUCGUCGCACAGUCUCUCUCGGUCUUGCUCUCCCUCAUUCUUCACUCGUCCUGCAUCCACAUUGCUAUGGAAACCAGGCAGUAUCUGGGGGCAACGGCAGGAGCCACAGACUGGAUCGCACCAGUUCUUUUUUUCUCUCUCUCUCUCUCUCUCUCCAUCCCAGAAAAAAGACUCCCUUUCCUGCUCCUCUGCUUAGUUUUCACACUCUCCUGUUAAGACUGUCCUCUCUGCUUUAUUGCCAAGGUGGAGCUUCAUAUUUCUCUGGUUGUUCAUGUGUUUUUUAAAA
Messenger RNA from Labrus bergylta (ballan wrasse), 2887 nucleotides. Lineage: Eukaryota; Metazoa; Chordata; Actinopteri; Labriformes; Labridae. The record is from RefSeq and is a predicted model, not a curated record.